Rhinolophus ferrumequinum (greater horseshoe bat) is the source of this 736-nucleotide messenger RNA. RefSeq names its product U1 small nuclear ribonucleoprotein C-like. Gene Ontology annotation, molecular function: pre-mRNA 5'-splice site binding; zinc ion binding. Gene Ontology annotation, biological process: mRNA 5'-splice site recognition; spliceosomal snRNP assembly; mRNA splicing, via spliceosome. Gene Ontology annotation, cellular component: U1 snRNP; nucleus. Bases 29 to 508 code for a protein of 159 amino acids. The transcript has a single exon. NCBI's taxonomy places the organism in Eukaryota, Metazoa, Chordata, Mammalia, Chiroptera, Rhinolophidae. The record is from RefSeq and is a predicted model, not a curated record.
UCGAGUGGCCAACGUCUUGCGCAGCAACAUGCCUAAGUUUUAUUGUGACUACUGCGAUACAUAUCUCACUCAUGACUCUCCAUCUGUGAGAAAGACACACUGCAGUGGUAGGAAACACAAAGAGAAUGUGAAAGACUACUAUCAGAAAUGGAUGGAAGAGCAGGCUCAGAGUCUGAUUGACAAAACAACCGCAGCAUUUCAGCAAGGAAAGAUACCUCCUACUCCAUUCUCUGCUCCUCCUCCUGCGGGGGCAAUGAUCCCACCUCCCCCCAGCCUCCCCGGUCCUCCUCGCCCAGGUAUGAUGCCAGCACCCCACAUGGGGGGCCCUCCCAUGAUGCCGAUGAUGGGCCCGCCUCCUCCUGGGAUGAUGCCUGUGGGACCUGCUCCUGGAAUGAGGCUGCCCAUGGGAGUCCACAUGCCAAUGAUGCCAGGGCCCCCCAUGAUGAGACCUCCCGCCCGUCCCAUGAUGGUACCCACCCGGCCAGGAAUGACUCGACCAGACAGAUAAGGGAAGAGGGGAGCCUCUUUCUAACAGUUCUAUAUAACUUGUUCUAUUUCUCCAGGAGAUCAUGGUGCUGGGACUCUGGGUGUUUCCAAACAGCAUGACAAGGAAUACUCGCCCCCCUUUCCUAUCAAAGAGAAUAGUUUCAGAGGGUGUAGUGGGACAGGGAAAGCAAUUUUCAUUUGUAUUGUGAAAUGUGAAAAUAAAAUUGUCAACUUUUAGUUAAAAAAAAAA